CCCCACCCCCUGCCCUUCACCACACUGCCCUGCAUUCGUCCUCUCUGUACUUUCCCUUCCUUCCCUCUAACUCUGUCAUUCGGCCCUGCACUUUUCCUCAGGCAGAUAUAAAGGCAGGUCCUGUUGAAAGUGAGAGAGAGAGAGGGCUUGUGUAAUCUCUGGCUGCACAUGAGCACCGGGGAGAGUUACUGCCUCAGCUGGAGAAAAAAAGGACCGGGAAAGAAGCGGAGGAGAAACUAACUCGGGAUAAGAAGAAGGAAUACCUCUGGAAGACAGGAAGGGAGGAGAAGGAAGAGAGUUUGAAGUUGGGGGUGCAGGACAGAGACCAUGCUGCUGCUGCUGCUGCUGUCCCUGUUGGUCCUGUCCACAGGAAGUGAUGCCAGAAGAAUCAGGAAAAGAGGACUCAACCAAAAGGAUUACGAGUACCCCAACCACCCCCAGUCCACACAGCACCAGAAGAACGACCGGUGUCCUCCGCCGCCCCAAAUGCUGCCGGAGCGAGCCUGCGAGGUGCCGGGCUGCCGCUCGGACUCAGAGUGCGAGCGCCAUAAACGCUGCUGCUACAACGGCUGCAUCUACGCCUGCCUGGAGUCUGUUCAGCCUCCACCAGUGCUGGACUGGCUGGUGCAGCCCAAGCCUCGGUUUGGGGGUAACGGCUGGCUGCUAGACGGCCCUGAAGAGGUUCUGCAAGCCGAGGCCUGCAGCACCACUGAGGAUGGAGACGAGCCCCUUCACUGCCCCACCGGCUACGAGUGCCACAUCAUCAACCCGGGUAACCCCGCCGCCGGUAUCCCCAACCGGGGUCAGUGCAUCAAGCAGCGUGGGAACUCCGACGGUCGGGGCCUGAGGCACAAAUACUUCAAGGACUACAAGGACUACUUAGGUACCAGCUCUAACAGUGCAGUAGGCUUCGAAAAACUUCAGCACAAGCACCUGGGAUGAAAUCAACCAUGACCUCAGCCUCAGCGACGACCAUAACACGACCUCAGACGUCAGCCCAGUCGAUCUGCUCUCAUCUCACCUGAAGCAGGACCACAUCUCACCUUCUCACUUCACCCACAGCGGCUACCUCCUCUUCUGCUUUAUUCUGUGGCCUCUCCGGAGACCGAUGCACCCACAGUGCAGCGCCAAAGAAAUACCUGCAUUUAUUUUUUCUCUAUCCUCUCUCUGUCUAAUAUAUAUUCUGAAAAGGAAGGAGCAGAGGGUGUUGGUGGUGACGCAGAAGAAGAGAAAGCAGGCUGUGCACCAAAGUUGUUUUUAUCAUAAAUCUCACAGGAUGUUUGGAAACGUUCCAGUUUUGGCGUCGAGCGCUCGUUCUCAUUCUCACACUUGGACAAACCCUCUAAACCUGAACGCUGGUCAGCAGAGAAAAACCAAGACCAUGUGUUUCUGUUGCUCAUUCUGCAAAGCACGCUAUUCAAAUUUCUGCAUAAUCUGGAAGGCUUUAGAGACAAAUGGGAGACAUCCCAGCUGCAUCUUUGAAUAAAACCCAAAUGUGAAUUAAAAUUUCUGAUUAUGAGAAUAAAUGCCAUAUGAGAGUGUGGGUUGUGUCAGUUGUGAGGGAUUUGGAAAAGCUGUGGGUUGUGUCGAGCCAGCGGAUCCCGACCGCCACACCACAACGAGUUCAAUCGAGUUCAGUCAUUUGAGCAAAAAUUUUAGUUUUUAACCGAUUCUCCACACAACAAGGAAGGAAACCUUGGACAGCUUUUAAACGCCACCUAUCAAUAAACCAACAGAGAGUGAAAUGUGAGGCAUGCAACAAAUAUCUACCACUGUUGUGAUUACACAAGCUUUUCAUGAAUUUCUAUGUUUGUUUUUGCAUGAAUGUGUCAUCUGGGGACAAAUGUAGCUCAUCUGACAAACAAGAUGAUUCAGUCUGAGUUAAAUUAUCACAACUCCACGCUGCUCGAUACAAGCAUUUUAACAGAAAGGGUUUUCACACGGAGCAGAUUUAGAAAACUGGUCAGAAAGUCUGUGUCACUCUUGAGCUGAACCUGCUUCAGUCAACUUCAGUUGUCCGUGUUAUCGAUAUAUAAAUGGUGCUCACGUUCAUUUUUUUGCCUCUAAUAACAGGAGAAUAAGCUGAAGGUGUAAAAAACAAAAGCUGUAACCAUGAAAUCUCUAAAGUGAUGUCUGAAUGUUUCUGCCUAACUGGUGCUGCAAUGCUGCCUCGUUUAUUCUAAAUAAACAGAAACAACAUUGUC
Molecule: messenger RNA, 2204 nt
Organism: Hippoglossus stenolepis (Pacific halibut)
Lineage: Eukaryota; Metazoa; Chordata; Actinopteri; Pleuronectiformes; Pleuronectidae
Gene: wfdc1
Product: WAP four-disulfide core domain 1
Biological process (GO): regulation of cell growth
Cellular component (GO): extracellular region
Molecular function (GO): peptidase inhibitor activity
Source: RefSeq, a predicted model, not a curated record